CUUAUGAGUUCCCAAUUUUUUUUUUUUCAACCUGUCCAUUUUUCUCUAAUAAUAUCAACCCUAAUCAACGUAGGUUGCUAACUAAUGACCAAGAAUAUAACCAGAGAACAGUUUUUGAAAAGAAUGGAAAGUUUUGAAGAUGUCGACGUUUGCUACGACAAUAAUCCCAUGCAGCCUAUGUUACUUUGUAACGAAAGGAUUGAUUCUGAGCCUUUAAAAUACAAGAGAUAUAGUAUUAGCCCAGUUUUGAUAGAAAACUCUUUAAUUCAAUAAAUAAAAGUAUGGAUUUAUUGACACGGAGAGUCGUCAUCAUGACUUUAAAAUCAGUAAAGUCGCCUAUUUGCUUCAUUGUUUGUAAUUAAGACGACAGUUGAAUAAUUGCAAGUCUUUCGCAUUAUUCAACAAUUACUCCCUGUCAAAAACUUUGAAAUGAUUUCCGUAGAAAUACAAGUCAAUGAUAAUUUUUUGUAAUUUGGGAUUGUU
Molecule: messenger RNA, 483 nt
Organism: Cokeromyces recurvatus
Lineage: Eukaryota; Fungi; Mucoromycota; Mucoromycetes; Mucorales; Mucoraceae
Exons: 2
Coding region: 85-273 (62 amino acids)
Source: RefSeq, a predicted model, not a curated record